UCUUACAUGAUUUUAAAUCUGAUUAUUAUGAUUUAUUUAAAAAGAAAGUAAGAAUCCUUAGAAAACACUCGUCCAUUGUCUCACAUCACAUGAUCUUCUUCCUUCCUUGUUCACUCUACUCCAACUUCCAACAACAUUAAUCAACAAUCAUAUUCAUAAUUAAAAAUUAAAAUAUCUAAACCCCUGUAUGUAUGUAUGUAUGUAUGUAUCUAUAUAUAUCUAUCUCAACCCAGAUCUUCUUCUUAACAUGUAAUCACUAAAAAAAGCACAUAAAUUUCCAAUCUUUUCAAAAAUGGGUCACCCAGAUCCCACCUCAAAACAACACCCACGUCAUCAAUGGCGGUUUCUUGAUAUCGUAUCCCUCAUAUUCUUCUCCGCCAUUUUCCUUUUCUUCAUUCUUGUUCUUACCCCAUUAGGUGAUUCCAUUGCAGCCACCGGCAGCCAAUCUCUGAUCGUAUCAACCACCGGUGCUAAACGCCGUCACCACCUCAUUGCUUUGAUUGAAUCCGGUAGGAAUGUGUCUAUACAACCGUGUGAUUCGGAUAGUGUUGAUUAUAUGCCUUGUGAGGAUCCGACCCGGAAUAGGUUGUUGAGUAGAGAUAUGAAUUAUUACCGGGAAAGACAUUGUCCGGUACCGGAGGAACGGCACUUGUGUUUGAUACCUCCGCCGGAAGGUUAUAAUAUUCCUAUUCAGUGGCCUGAUAGUUUAUAUAAGAUAUGGCAUGAAAACAUGCCGUAUAAUAAACUAGCUGAUAGGAAAGGUCAUCAGGGAUGGAUGAAAAAAGAUGGUGCCCACUUCAUAUUUCCUGGUGGCGGCACUAUGUUUCCUGAUGGAGCUGUACAUUAUAUUGAGCAACUUGAACAUUAUAUUCCUAUUUCUGGUGGGGUUUUGAGGACGGUUCUUGAUAUGGGAUGCGGGGUGGCUAGUUUUGGAGGUUACUUGUUAGCAGAGGACCUUUUAACACUGUCGUUUGCUCCAAGAGAUUCACACAAAUCACAGAUACAAUUUGCAUUGGAAAGAGGAAUACCUGCGUUUGUUUUAAUGCUUGGCACACGCCGACUCCCAUUUCCAGCGUUCUCGUUUGACUUAAUUCACUGCUCUCGCUGUUUGAUUCCUUUUACCGCAUACAAUGCUACAUACUUUAUGGAAGUUGAUCGAUUACUUCGUCCUGGAGGAUACCUGGUAAUAUCAGGUCCCCCAGUACAAUGGCAUGGACUCCAUAAAGAAUGGGAAGAUCUGCAGGCAGUUGCUAAAACAUUGUGCUAUGAGUCGGUUGUUGUUGAUGGGAACACUGCCAUCUGGAAAAAGCCUGUGCAUGAUUCAUGUCUUAAGACCCAAAAUGAACUUGGGCUUCAUUUGUGUCAUAGAUCUGAUGACCCUAGCUCUGCAUGGUACGUUAAGUUGAAGAAAUGUGUAAGUCGCCCAUCUUCUGUCAAAGGGACACUUGCUGUUGGUGAAAUUCCAAAAUGGCCUCUAAGACUAAAGAAAAUGCCAUCAAGGGCUGCCCAUAUUAGAAAUGGAAAUGAGUUUGAGUCUGAUACGCUCCUAUGGGAAAGGAGGAUUUCUUACUACAAAAAAGCAUUGAACUUGAAGCUUGGGACUCAAGCAGUAAGAAAUGUAAUGGACAUGGAUGCAUAUUUUGGUGGUUUUGCUGCUGCAUUGAUAUCUGAUCCGGUGUGGGUGAUGAAUGUUGUUCCACAUAAUAAGCCAUCAACUCUAGGUGUCAUCUUUGAUAGAGGACUUAUUGGGGUUUAUCACGAUUGGUGUGAGCCUUUCUCAAGUUAUCCUCGCACUUACGACUUCAUCCAUAUGGCUUCGAUUGAGUCACUAAUAAAGGAUCCGGCUACAGGCAAGAACAGAUGUAAUUUUGUAGAUGUGAUUAUUGAGAUAGACCGGUUAUUAAGGCCUGAAGGAACAUUUGUGGCCCAUGAUUCACCUGAAAUGAUCAGAAAAUUAUAUCGUGUUGCUAGUUCUGUAAGAUGGGAAUCUACAAUACAUAAUACAGAACCAGGAUCAAAUGGGAAUGAACAAAUCCUAGUCGCUACAAAGAUACUCUGGACAUUGCCUUCAUCUUCCCAAUGAUACAUCUUUUCUCAGCUUCAAAUUUUAGGUAAAGGAAAAGUUGCUAUCAAUAUAAUCAUCAUCUUUUUGAGUAAGUUAUACAGUAGAAACUUCUUCAGUGAUUCAAAGGGUGCAACUUUAUAAUUUGAUAAGCAAGUUAUCUACUAGAAUUUUCUUGCGUACAUCAUUGGUCAGGCGGCAAAGUUGCUAGCCUGUUGUUGAGUCUAUUUACAGAAAAAAGGUAUGGCUGUCUUUCUUAAUGUAUAAGUUAUAUGUUAGAAUCUCGUUUAUUCUUUUUUCUUUUAAGUUAGAAAGGUGUUAGUUACAUGCAUCAACAGAUGCAAGUUUCUUUCUUGAUGUGUAAGUUAUGUAAAAGAAAUUUCCUGAAUUUAUUAAAGGAUGUAGCUUUCUUGCCUUUUCA
Messenger RNA from Erigeron canadensis, 2483 nucleotides. Its product is annotated as probable pectin methyltransferase QUA3. The coding region runs from base 293 to 2083 and encodes 596 amino acids. Gene Ontology annotation, cellular component: trans-Golgi network; cytoplasm; endosome. Gene Ontology annotation, molecular function: methyltransferase activity. The record is from RefSeq and is a predicted model, not a curated record. NCBI's taxonomy places the organism in Eukaryota, Viridiplantae, Streptophyta, Magnoliopsida, Asterales, Asteraceae. The transcript has 7 exons.